GGAUAAGUAAAUAUUAUGAUGUGCUAUGUCGGGGAUAAAGUAUUUAAAUAGACAGUGUGAAAUGGGAUGUGACGAGUGGUUCAAUGUGUGUGAGUGCGUGUAUGUGCAUUUGUUUGUGAGUAUGAGGUUUGUGUUUGUGUAUCAACAGUCUGAUGGCCUGGUAAAUAGAAGCAGUUUCAGUCUCUCUGUCUUAGCUUUGAUGCACCAGUACUGUCUCUGUCUGUCAGAUGGUAGCCGAGUGAACCGGUGGCUGAGGUCCUUAAUGAUCUUCUUGGCCUUUACUUUGACUUCGGGUGCCGUCAAUGUCCUGGAGGGCAGGCAGCGUGACCCCGGUAAUGCGUUAGACUGCCCACACUACACUCUGGAGAGCCAUGAUGCAGUUGAGGGCAGAGCAGUUGCCCUACCAGGCGGUGAUGCAGCCCAACAGAAUGCUCUCAAUGGUGCAUCUGUAGAAGUUUUUGAGAGUCUUAGGGGCCAUGCCGAAUUUCUUCAGCCACCACGAUGUCGGUGUGCCGAGACCAUUUCAGGUCCUCAGUGGUGUGCACGCCGAGGAACUUGAAGUGCUUGACCCUAUCCAAUCUCUCGUAUUGCCUCUGUCUUUGCUUCUCCAGUGUUCAUUUGAAAAAUGAAGUCCCCAUGGAUCCCAUGCUGUCUAGGUUUACUGUUGUUGUUUGAUGCGUGCUAUGCCUUGAAUGGUGACAAAAGGCCAAAUUUUGUCCUGAUGAUGGUCGAUGACUUGGGGAUUGGAGACUUGGGCUGCUAUGGGAACACAACCUUACGGACCCCCAACAUCGACAUGCUGGCUCAGGAGGGGGUGAGGCUGACGCAGCACAUCGCUGCGGCCCCCCUCUGUACGCCCAGCAGGGCAGCCUUCCUGACGGGCCGAUACCCGAUACGAUCCGGUAUGGCCGGCCUUGGACGGUUAGGGGUUUAUAUCAUCUCUGCUGCAUCUGGCGGUCUUCCCAGUGAAGAAGUCACCUUUGCCAAGGUGGCCAAACAACAGGGCUAUGAGACUGCUCUCAUAGGAAAAUGGCACCUUGGUCUUCACUGUGAGAGGAACGACGACUUCUGUCACCACCCCAGUGCUCACGGCUUCGACCACUUCUACGGUAUAACCCUGACCAACCUACGUGACUGUCAGCCCGGCUACGGCUCCAUCUUUACCAAUGUCCAAGCACACAUACCAUUCAAGACCCUGGGAGUGGGUGUGGCUACCGUGACCCUCCUGCAUGCGAGGGGUGUGGUCACCGUGCGGAGGAAGUUGGUGCUGAGCGCGGUGGUGUUGGUGGGCGCGGCGGCGGCCAUCUUUGGCACAUUCGUCGCCACGUUCCCCUACUUCAACUGCUUUCUGAUGAGGAACCGGGAAGUGGUGGAGCAGCCGUAUGUUUCGGAGAACCUGACCCAGAGAAUGACAGAUGAAGCAGUGGACUUUUUAGAAAGGAACUCUGCACUACCCUUCCUGUUGUUCUUCUCCUUCAUCCAAGUGCACACGGCCAUGUUUGCAUCGCCAGCCUUCCAGGGGACCAGUCAGCACGGUAUCUAUGGAGAUGCUGUCCACGAAGUAGACUGGAGUGUAGGUCAGCUCAUGCAGACUCUGGACCGGUUGAACCUGAGGGAGAACACACUGGUGUACCUGACCUCAGACCAGGGUGCACACCUUGAGGAGAUCUCAGUCCGGGGGGAGGUGCACAGAGGCUGGAACGGGAUAUACAAAGCCGGGAAAUCCACCAAUUGGGAGGGGGGGAUUCGAGUUCCAGGACUGCUCCGUUGGACUGGGAUGUUACCUGCAGGGAAAGACAUUGAUGAACCCACCAGCAACAUGGACAUCUUCCCUACUGUGGUGAAGCUAGCCGGAGGGACGGCACUGGGGGACAGAGUGAUAGACGGUCAUGACCUCAUGCCCCUGCUGCAGGGGAAAGUAGAGAGAUCAAAGCACGAGUUUCUCUUCCAUUACUGUAACGCCUACCUCAACGCUGUCAGGUGGCAGCCUCCCAACAGUUAUACAAUAUGGAAGUUGUUCUUUUUCACUCCGGACUUCUACCCCGAGAACGGGACAGCCUGCAUGCAUACCCAUGCCUGUUUCUGCACCACGUCCUACGUGACCUACCACAACCCCCCUUUGCUCUUUGACCUCUCCCGCGACCCCUCGGAGACCACACCCCUGACCCCAGACACGGAACCUGCCUUCCACUCGGUCCUGGAGAAGAUCCUGGCCGCGGUGGCUCUCCACAAGGAGUCCAUCACCCCCGUUAAGGACCAGCUCGCCCCGGGACACGUCCUAUGGAAGCCCUGGUUGCAGCCCUGCUGCUCCUCCCUGUCCCAGCUCUGCAGGUGUGAGAGAGAUGGUGGGAGACACGGCCACCGGAGCACUGCGGCGGCAGAGGCAGACUCUCCACAGGAACAGCACAUCAUUGCUUAACACUGAGGGGAGGGUAACGUAGGAAUCCAGAACCAAUCUUUUAGUGGGUAUGUAAACAAUCUGUGACACAUCCCGUAAAAUAUCCAGUAAAUUGUGUUGCCUACGCUUGCUCCCUGAGAGGUUUAUGCAGAUGCUGCUAUUUGGACUAAAAUGUAUUUUAAAGCACUUUUUGACAAAUGUAUUUGUAAAAAAAAUGUGAAUCAAUAUGAAUAUGAAUCAAAUGUGAUUGUUGAGGCCAGUCCUAAAAUAUAUAAAGUAACCAGUAUAUAUAGAGAAGAAACCUAGCACAUUGUACAGGAGAGGAGAGCAACUCGAUGCACUGAUUAGCACAAGGUCCACCUCAAGUUGGGGAAUUUCUGGUCUUAUUCUCCGGGGCACUACAAUAACCCUGUGUUACCCUUGUAGGGUACCGAUGAUCAUUUAAUCACUGUUCAUCAUUUAGACUCUACGGGGUCUGUGUAAAAGGCAUCUGCACAUCCAAGAAGCAAUGAAACUGAGUGGACAACCGACAUGAAAAGACAUGGCUGUAUUAGCAAAUAGAGCUGUAUUAAGAUGUUCAGUAGAGCUGCCGUGUCUAAUGCCAACAGUCAGUACAGAGUCAGCCAGAGUCCCUGAGUCACACACGGCUCAUCCCCCUGUGGCCACAGCCAGCAGCAAAUCUUCAUCACCCAGACUAGCUUUAAGCUUAGCUCUUCAUUUGAUCUCAGGUUUUCAGUGACAUUUAGUUAAUAUGUAUCUUAUUCUCCCUUUAACUCCUAUAUCCAUCAGCCUAUUUGUCAUAAACUACCAUUAGCAAAUCUCUGAAUAUUAAGGAGUACUCCCUCUCCCCUGUUCACUCAUUUAUAUGAUGGAUGCUGAAUGCUCAUUUACUUUUGCGCAUUCCCACACACCCACUAUGCGUUGCAUUUUAUACCAUGUGUUAUUUUUGUUACCACGUGUUAAUUUGUUUCAACACAUUUUUCUAAUGUAAACGAAUAAUGAUCUGAUUUGUGUGGGGUACCAGCUACAACAGCACUACUGUUGCUACCAAGAACUACCAGAACCAACUACAGAACUACAGCGACGAUCACUAGAACUGUAUUCUACUUGACUGGUAUUCUGACAAUGUGUAUAAAUCUAAUUAUUUCCCUCCA
This is a messenger RNA of Oncorhynchus kisutch (coho salmon), 3552 nucleotides long. RefSeq names its product steroid sulfatase (microsomal), isozyme S. Gene Ontology annotation, molecular function: arylsulfatase activity. Bases 626 to 2419 code for a protein of 597 amino acids. Lineage: Eukaryota; Metazoa; Chordata; Actinopteri; Salmoniformes; Salmonidae. The record is from RefSeq and is a predicted model, not a curated record. The transcript is spliced from 10 exons.